Pyrus x bretschneideri (Chinese white pear) is the source of this 970-nucleotide messenger RNA. Its product is annotated as membrane steroid-binding protein 1. NCBI's taxonomy places the organism in Eukaryota, Viridiplantae, Streptophyta, Magnoliopsida, Rosales, Rosaceae. Gene Ontology annotation, cellular component: endomembrane system; membrane. The record is from RefSeq and is a predicted model, not a curated record. The transcript has 2 exons. The coding region runs from base 89 to 739 and encodes 216 amino acids.
GGCCCCAUCUGACUCCGAGUCGAUAAAAAUUUCAUCGCCUUUUCAGUCUCUCUCUUAUCCCACUUUCUCUCUCUCUAAAAUCCCAAAAAUGGCUCUGCAACUGUGGGAAACACUGAAAGAGGCGAUCGUGGCCUACACAGGCCUCUCUCCGACGACCUUCUUCACUAUGCUAGCUCUCCUUGUGGCCAUCUAUCAUGUGGCGUCGGGGUUGUUUGGGUCGUCCGACAACCACCAGCGGUCUAGGAGCUCGGAGGAGGAGAUGCAGCCUCUGACGCCUCCCGUCCAGCUCGGCGAGGUCACCGAAGAAGAAUUGAAGCAGUACGACGGCUCUGAUUCCAACAAGCCUCUGCUCAUGGCUAUCAAGGGUCAGAUCUAUGACGUGUCCCAGAGCAGGAUGUUUUAUGGACCUGGUGGGCCUUAUGCACUGUUCGCAGGGAAAGAUGCUAGCAGAGCUCUGGCAAAAAUGUCGUUUGAAGACAAAGAUCUGACUGGUGAUAUCUCUGGUCUUGGUCCAUUCGAACUCGAGGCCUUGCAGGACUGGGAAUACAAGUUCAUGAGCAAGUAUGUCAAGGUCGGAUCUAUUAAGAGCACCACUCCUGCAACUGAAGGAGAAUCCACUGGUGAAACCGCUAAAGCCGUCGAUCAAGAUGCUGCUAAGCCUGCUGAAGAUAUUCCAUACGAUAGUCCAGCUGUUAAAUCCGAGGAAUCGUCAUCUAGUGCUGAAGCUAAGCAAGAGUAAUUGCAAAGCCGAAACCAUUUCUCUGGAGGUACUAAAGAUGUUGGGGUCUGGCUGGUGCAUGUUUGUUGAAUCUUAUGCACACACACAUAAGUUACUACUUUCAUAGCCUAGGAUAAUCCUGUUAUAAUCAGAUUUUCGUGCAUGCUUAGUUUGUGGUGUAAUAAAUCAGCAAUGUUCGACUUCUGUGAGUACUUUGUGCGGUUAAGGAAUUAUAUACAGAUGAUUCGUACA